AUGUCCAACGCCGAGUGGAAGGCAGAUGUGGAGCGCCGUGAGGCCGUCAUCGCCGACAAGCGCAACAGGGCCAAGAAGGCCAGGGAGAAAGCGGCGGCGGCGGAACAAGCGGAGGCGGCGCGCGCGGCGAUGAUGAAUCCACCCGGUGGGCACCCGUACGCGGCCUGGAGCCAGCAAAGCGUCGGCUCUCCGGCCGGAUUCUCAUCGUCGCCGCACCCAUGGAGCACGUCGUCGCCGGACUAUGCCGAUGGGGACGCCCAUGGUGGCUUCAACCCCAACAUCACCUUCCCCCAUGGGCGCCGCACGCCCUCGCCCGCGUUCGCCGGCGUGCAGUACCCACCGUACACAUACUCGCCGUCGGACUACGCAGCCUCACCGACGCCACCUCUCUACCACGUCCUCUACUCGCAAGCCGCAUCCUUGACGCAUCUGGGCGACGCCGACGCGACGGGGGCCGACAUGGAGGACAUCAUCGCAGCCUGCUCGGCUGCCGCCACCGCUUCCCCCGGGUUCACUACCCAGGACGACUCGAUUGACCUCGGCGACAUGGACGACGAGCUCGACUACGGCGAGGAAGAGCCGGAGGAGGGGGAAGAGGGGGAGGAGGAACCGGCGCCGACGAGGAAAGGCAAGAAGAAGAAGAAGAAGAAGGCGACCAAGCCUGGCAAGCCACGCAUCAAGUGGGCGUCCAAGGAAGAGGAGUGUCUCGCCGAAGCGUGGAAGGUCGUCUGCCUCGACCCGGUCACCGGCACGAACCAGAGCAUCGAGACGUAUUGGGACCGCAUCAAGGCCGAGUUCGACGAGCGGAAGCUCGUCGACCCCUACUUCAAAAGCGUGCACAUGCAGCGUGGGUCGAAGGCGAUGGCGAACCAUUGGGGGCUCAUCCAAACGGUGUGCAACAAAUGGCAUGGGAUCGUCGAGGAGGUCGCGGCUCGCCCGGAGAGCGGCACCAGCGUCGAGGAUCAGGUAUCGCAUACUGUUGCCUUCCGCCGUGCGCGCCGAGCACGCCGACUGAUGUUCUUUCCUUCGGCGCAGUUGCUUCGCAUAUUCGCCAUGUACCGCGAUGACAACAGCGACGCGGAGUUCAAGUACCUCCACGUCUUCAGGCGGAUCGACAGGUGCGAGAAAUGGACGGCCGUCCAACGCACCCUCGCCAAAGCCAAAGAGACAUACAAGCCGAACGCGCCGGCUACGUGCGCGACCGACGGGCGACCGGACGGCAACAAAGGUGCCAAGAAGGCGAAAUACGCCGAGUCGGCUGCCGCGCGCGUGCAAGACUCCAUCGAACACUGCCUCGCCGACGGCAAGACCAGGGCCGCGCAGCAAGAAGAGAAAACUGAGGCGAGGUGGGCUGUUUUGAUGACGAACAGCGCCGUCAAACUCGACUUGCUCCGGACCAAUGCCGUCGCGAAACUCAAAGCUCAAGACGCGAAGAAGAGGAACAACGACCUCGCCUUCUUGAUGGGCGGCUCUGACAUGCUCCAGAGCGGCGACGAGAAGCUCAAGGCGUGGUUCUUUGCGGAGCGCGGCCUCAUCCUCAAUUAG
Messenger RNA from Aegilops tauschii subsp. strangulata, 1545 nucleotides. RefSeq lists its product as uncharacterized. NCBI's taxonomy places the organism in Eukaryota, Viridiplantae, Streptophyta, Magnoliopsida, Poales, Poaceae. The record is from RefSeq and is a predicted model, not a curated record.